This is a messenger RNA of Nerophis ophidion (straightnose pipefish), 1880 nucleotides long. RefSeq names its product zinc finger protein 501-like. Gene Ontology annotation, molecular function: DNA-binding transcription factor activity, RNA polymerase II-specific; RNA polymerase II cis-regulatory region sequence-specific DNA binding. NCBI's taxonomy places the organism in Eukaryota, Metazoa, Chordata, Actinopteri, Syngnathiformes, Syngnathidae. The transcript has 2 exons. Gene Ontology annotation, biological process: regulation of transcription by RNA polymerase II. Bases 224 to 1270 code for a protein of 348 amino acids. The record is from RefSeq and is a predicted model, not a curated record.
AACUCAUCGAGCAGUGGCAAAAGCGAAAAGACUAAGAUGGCGGACCCAGUGGCUUGAGAGCAGAGAACUUGAAAACAUCAACGAUCUUGCAGCCACUUAGAUUCACAGCAAACACAACAAUACACGCCUCAAAUAUACACAUUUUAUUAAGCCUGCGGGAUUGGGAGUUGAGUUUGGAGCGAUGGAGUGUUACCUGAAGUGAAGAUUGAAGACGUGAUAGAAGAUGGACGACUACUGCUAUGCUAAGAUGGUGACGUCAUGUCAAAGAGAACAUGAAAGACGAUCAGAAACUUCCAGCAAAUCACCAACGGAGAUAAAGACCAAAACUGCAGAUGAAGAUCUUCAGCAGCUAAUUGGUCAUCCAGAAGAACUUCCCGCUCAGUCACAACCACCCUGCAUUAAAAAGGAAGAGGAGGAACUCUGCAUCACUCAGGAGGGAGAGUGUCUUCUAGGACGAGAGGAAGCUGAUUACACCAAGUUUCCACUGACUGUUGUCUCUGUGAAGACUGAAGAUGAUGAAGAGAAACCACAAGUAGACAACCUCUUAGCUCCACUAUCAGAUAGUGAGGCUGAAGACGAGGUUGAAAAACCUUUGAACAGCGAUACAGACUGUGAAGGUGAUAUGAGGACUCACACUGACAACAAACACUCUGAAUGCUCUAUAAAAAAGACAGGCAAAAAAUGUUUGAGCUGCUCAGUUUGUGCUAAAAGUUUUACUAGGAAGAGCAAUUUGACUCAACACAUGAGAACACACAAGGGAGAAAAAACAUAUGUUUGUUCAGCUUGUGGUAAAGGUUUCUCUCUAAAGAGCAGUUUGACUGAACACCUGAGAACUCAUACAGGGGAAAAACCAUUUAAUUGUUCAGUCUGUGGCAAAAGCUUUUGUCAAAAGAGCAGUUUGACUGAGCACACGAGAACGCACACAGGAGAAAAACCAUUUAAGUGCUCAGUUUGUGAUAAAAGCUUUACUAAAAAGUGGCACUUAACUCAACACAUGAUAACGCACACUGGACAAAAACCAUUUAGUUGUUCAUUUUGCGGCCACGGCUUUUCUCGAAACAGCUAUUUGACCCAACACGUGAGGACACACACAGGCGAGAAUCCAUUUCGUUGUUCGGUUUGCGGUAAAAGCUAUUUUUCCAGACAAGGUUUGGCUCAACACAAAAUGACACACACUGGAGAAAAACCUUUUAGUUGUUCGAUCUGUAGUAAAAGAUUCCAUCUUAAUGCGGUGGCAAUAAGACAUUUAAAAACACACACAGGAGAAUAACCAAUCUUCUGUACAGUUUGAGGUAUGUUGCUCAAAUGUGGCGACUACCCCCCUAACUCAGGACCUCUUAAAGGUAAAUUCACUGCUUCUUUUACAUAUAUCAGAAGUCUUCAUACAAAGUGGGAUUAUUUUAAGCAUGAUCUUAUCUCCACAUGAUCUCUGUCAGGCUUGUCCCUGACAGUUUUGGUCUAUGUCUUAGUUUUUCCUCUGCAUUUGGUCUUUGUUUCCUGUCUUUAGUUCCUGUCAGCACUCUUAUUUUGGUUCUGUUUCCUGUUUGUCUCCCUGAGUGCUCUGUCCCCUCAGCUGUGGCUGAUUGGCACCUGGCCACACCUGGUGUCAAUCAGCCAGACACAAUUUAGACCUGUUUUCUCCUCCAGUCAAUGCUGGAUUAUUCUUGUGUCGUGUCAAUGUCAUCGUUACAGCUACUACCUGUCGUGCAAUUUGUAGUUUGCUUUGUCCUAGCUCUUUUGUUUUGUGUUUUCUUGUUAGCCAUUAGCUGUUUCCAGUUGUUCUGUUUGCUGGUUCCUGUUUUCAGUUUUGGCUAUACCUAGUUCCUGGUUUAUGUUUUGUACCUUUUAUUUUGGACAUUAAAUGAUGUUUUCUUAUUCAA